This is a messenger RNA of Phytophthora infestans T30-4, 588 nucleotides long. Its product is annotated as RXLR effector family protein, putative. NCBI's taxonomy places the organism in Eukaryota, Oomycota, Peronosporomycetes, Peronosporales, Peronosporaceae. The record is from RefSeq and is a predicted model, not a curated record. Bases 1 to 588 code for a protein of 195 amino acids. The transcript has a single exon.
AUGCGUCUCGUAUACUACGUAGGUCUCUUUGUGCUAAUAGUAGCACAUGUCCUUACGAGCUGCGGCGCAGCCUCGACCAUUGCGAAUGCAGACCAGAAGAGCACUGCGUCUUCAUCUCAGGCCGAUUAUAAUGGUAUUAAUAAAUACCUGCGAAGCGAUACUGCAAGCACAGCUGAAGCCCACAUGAACUCGGCGAGUGACGAAGAGAGAGGGAUCAUACCAGCAAGUGUGCGUAUAGCACUCAAAAGGCUCGUGGCAAAAGAUACUACCAUUGACACCCAUGGAAGAGGCAAAAGAGGCGAGAAGGAAUGGAGGGCAAAGGUACUGAAGGUCUACAGGGUGGCCAAGACAACGCUCGACGAUUAUUUCCGACAACCGUUCUGGGAGUUCCGCUUCACUGUCUGGGCUGCGAAUAAACGAACCCCAGCGAUGAUGUACGACCGGCUGGACAUUAUUUCGACAACCGGCAUAAGAGACAAGAACUACCGCAUCUACAUCAACUACCUAAGGUUCUACGAGUUCUUUAAGGGACCUACGUAUAACCCCCUGAUUAUUUAUGGGCCAAUGGUAAAAACAAACUACCGGUAG